This is a messenger RNA of Ornithorhynchus anatinus (platypus), 1818 nucleotides long. Its product is annotated as tigger transposable element-derived protein 1-like. The transcript is spliced from 2 exons. Gene Ontology annotation, cellular component: nucleus. The coding region runs from base 1 to 1818 and encodes 605 amino acids. The record is from RefSeq and is a predicted model, not a curated record. Gene Ontology annotation, molecular function: DNA binding. Lineage: Eukaryota; Metazoa; Chordata; Mammalia; Monotremata; Ornithorhynchidae.
AUGCCCCGGGCGGAGCGGGCCCCCCUGGCAGAACGCGAUGUGGCAGAGCGCCCGCCCGCUACAACGCGACCGGACGGGUCUCCCCGCCGCCCGCCGCCCGCCGCCCCUAGGCCAGCGGGUUGGGCGGCGGAUGACCGCCCCGCCCCGGCCAUGAGGAGGAAGGCGGCCGGGGCCGGCGCCCCCGGGGCCCGGCCGGUGAAGAAGAGGAAGGCCAUCACCCUGGAGCAGAAGCUGGACGUCAUCGGGCGCUACGAGCGCCACGAGAGGACCUGCGACAUCAUGAAGGCCACGGGCUUCGCCGAGGGCACGCUGCGCACCAUCCGCGCCAACGCCGAGAAGAUCAAGGAGCACUGCACGGCGGCCACGCCGGCCAGCGCCUGCCGCAGCGCCCGCACCAGGCCGCGGCGCAUCGAGCGGAUGGAGAGGCUGCUCAGCGCCUGGAUCGAGGCCCAGACGGCCGGGGAGGCGGGGACCGUGCUCCUGGGCCUCAACCAGUCCAUCCGGCGGAAGGCCCUGGCCAUCUACGAGGACCUGAAGGCCAACUACCCCGACGAGGAGGCCCCGCCCUUCAGCGCCAGCUCGGGCUGGUUCGCCGGCUUCAAGAACCGCUACCUGUACAACUGGCGCAACGCCGGGACGCCGGGCGGCCCCGCCGGCGGGGGCGCGGCGGCGGGCGGGGGCAUCGUGGAGGAGGGCGGCUACUCCCCGAAGCAGGUCUUCAACCUCGACGACGCCGGCCUCUUCUGGAAGCGGCUGCCGGCCCGCACCUACCUCUCCAGGGAGGAGGCCUCGGCCCCGGGCUUCCGGGCGGCCCGGGACCGGGUGACCGUCAUGCUGGGGGCCAACGUGCACGGCGACUGCAAGCUGAAGCCCGUCGUGGCCUACCACGCCGCCAACCCGCCGGCCCUCAACGGCCUGGUGAAGCACCACCUCCCCGUGCACUUCCGGCCCAGCAAGAGGGGCCGCGUCACGGGCAGCAUCUUCUCCGAGUACUUCUCCGGCCCCUUGCACGACGAGCUGCGGCUCUACUGCCGGCGGGAGAACAUCGCCUUCAAGAUCCUCCUCGUCCUGGACCGCGCCCCCGGCCACCCCUCCUGCGUGGCCGAGCUGUCGGAGAACGUCAAGGUCAUCUUCCUGCCCCCCGACACGGCCUCCCUGCUCCAGCCCAUGGACCAGGGCGUCUUCACCGUCUUCCGCGUCUACUAUCUCCGCCGCAUGCUCGGCGAGCUGAUGGAGGCGACGGCCGGCGAGGGCCGGCCCAGCGUCAGGGAGUUCUGGAAGGGCUUCAACAUCAAGAACGCCAUCGACCUCCUGGCCCUGGCCUGGACCGACGUGGCGCCCGCCUGCCUCAACGGCGGCUGGCGGAACCUGCUGCCCCAGAUGGUGGUCGACUUCCGGGGCCUCGACGGCCAGCUGGUCCUGCUCAGGCGGCUCCGGGCCCAGUGCGUCACCCUGGCCAAGGAGGUCGGCUUCGACGAGGUGGAGGCGGGCGACGUCGAGGAGCUGCUCGAGUCCCACGGCGAGGAGCUGUCCGCCGAGGAGCUGCUGCAGCUGCUGGCCGAGGUCAAGGCCGAGGGCGCCGACGAGGAGGACGUGGACGAGGCCCCCUUCCGCGAGCUGACCCAGGCCGUCCUCUCCGACUCGCUGCAGCAGAUCGAGGAGGCCCUGUGCACGCUGGAGGAGCACGACCGCAACGUCGAGCGCAGCGGCCGGAUCGUCCGCGAAGUCAAGAGCCUCUUGACCCCCUACACGGAACUCCUGAAGGAGAAAAACAAAGCGGCCAAAAAGAGGCGGCUGACCGGCACCGUCUUCUCGUAG